AUGGAGUCUUUUGUGCCUAAGGACUCGCCUCUGGACGACUACCUCCAAGGGGUGGGUGAAAGUGAGGAGAAAUGGCCAGCGUCGGAAGCGAACGGCGAUAGUGAACACGAUGUCCCGCCCUCUGACUUUGCUCCUCGCGGAGCUUCUCGCUUCCAAAAACGUGUUCGCAACAAGCUCCCAAAGCCCUUGAACCUCCGGCACUCGCCACAUGGGGCGAUUGUCGAGAAACUAUACAGUGCCUGCACGUCUGCCCUAAAUGCACGUAUUGCAAGAGGAGACAAUGAGAGAUUCCUGGAACAAUUCGGAUAUGUCAUCGUCGCCUCCCAGUUAUUGAACGAGCACAGCGCGCCCUCCUACACAUCCGCUGUGGACGUCCUUUCAGCAUCGCAACCGGCCGAACUCCCCUCCCUCUCCACAACUUUCGGCUUGCAAGGCGCCCUUGUCACUGCCGCUACAUCCUUCUCGAUAGUUUGGUCACUACACUGGGGCCGUUCGAAGACUGGAUCUGGGCUCAAUCCACGUAAAGUCGGGAUUUUGCUGGUUUUAGUCCCGGUUCUCGGAGUCUUUUUCUAUGCAUUCGCGAAACGACAAUGGCUGAAGUACUUGCGGCACCAGGCGGUGGAAGCUGCCGGGACUUUUGUGGGCAAUGCUCAGGGAUUUGACUCGGCUGCUUCAGCUUCGGUGGUCUUCAUACAAGAGGUGGAGCUGGUUUCCAGAGGCUACCGGAUAAGUACCCCCUUGCCCCCUAUCAGUCGACUGGAGGACCAGGUGCAAAUCCGACGGUGCUUGCGACUUCGGAGAGCUGUGUCUGAAUGUUUUUGGUCAAUCCUUGAACGCUAUAUUCGGUCGCAAAAUAUAUUACGGCCUCUGACCGAUGAAGCUAACCUAGCCAAAUACUACGAUAUCUACGAUAUCGCACUCGAGGACCUCGAAGCAAUCGAGUCAGCAUUAUCGCAUCGGUCCAUGGAAGACCAGUAUUCGUUGCGGUUUCUGCGCGAAUUGUUUGGAAAACUAUACACUGUGAGAAAGAGUGUUCUAUGCUGCCUCCUGGCGCUCAGUGCCGAUGGAGAUGGAUCUGAUAUCACGAGGUGGAGUGCCGCCGUGGAGGAGAUGCGCGAGCUUGCUGCAGUUACUGGAACUAGCAUGGCCAAGAUGGCCAACAUCUUGAACGAGGAGGAUCGGGACGCCAUCCCGCCGUCGCCGUUACCGUCCGCCUCUCCAAGCAAGGAGCAUAUGCGUGCGCAAUUUCGGCGACUCAACUCCUUAUCUCAGGCCGUUCGUGCCUUGCAUGCCAAAAUGCACAUCAUCAGCGAGGAGUCCAACGCCAAUCUCGAAAAGUCAGAGGCUGGGGAAUUUGAAGCGAAUCUCCUUGUGCAAUACGAUGCCAUCGGUGGCGAUAUCAGGGCUCUACUCCAAGAGUGGGAAUUAGGGAGAGCCGCCAUUGUCAACAAUCCAGGUCGUCUCAGUGCCACAGAUAGCUCCAGGCCCCCAAGUACAGCCUUUCCACUGUCUCCCACCCCUAGUCUUGGCGGUACUACCGCCGUUGAGGGUAGUCCGACCGACGCUCUCAAAGCCCUGAAUGGGGAGAGCCGUCCAGAUUUGACACAUAGCUUCGAUGACGAGGAGAUCUUUGAAGCAGUCGUUCUCCCUGCCUCGCGAAACAAGAGAGCGUCUCUGACAAGAGAUGAGCGUUUGGCACGCGUUCGAGAAGCCCGUGCGAAUAAAGUGGCAGUUCAAGAUAAGGCAAAUGCAAAAACCAAUAUGCUCAAGGAACUGGAGAUGGUCAUCCAGCAAAGACCUCGCAACAAUACCUCAAAACGGGUGACCAUGCUUGAGGCACGAUUGGAACAGGCAAGCCUUCUGAAGCGCGUCGUCGACGCCAUCAAGGACCUUGUCCAGGACUGCAACUUCGACUGCAAUGACUCCGGCAUUGCCCUCCAGGCCAUGGACAACUCGCACGUUGCCCUGGUCUCCAUGCUGCUCCGUGCUGAGGGAUUCUCUCCCUACCGCUGCGACCGUAACAUUGCCCUCGGCAUCAACCUGCUCUCCCUCACCAAGGUCCUGCGGGCUGCCCAGAAUGAAGACAUCUUGACCCUGAAGGCUGAGGACUCGCCGGAUGCUGUUAACCUGAUGUUCGAGAGUGCCGAGACCGACAGGCUAAGUGAGUAUGAUAUCAAGCUCAUGGACAUUGACCAGGAGCACCUGGCCAUCCCCGAGACUGAAUAUGCCGCAACCGUUGAGAUGCCCUCCAUGGAGUUCCAGCGCAUCUGCAGAGAUCUUAACGCUCUCUCCGAGUCCGUCGUCAUUGAGGCCAGCAAGGAGGGUGUCAAGUUCUCCUGCUCCGGUGACAUUGGCAACGGCUCCGUUACCAUCCGCCAGCACACCAACGUCGACAAGCCCGACCAGAACGUUACCAUUGACCUUUCCGAGCCUGUCGCCCUGACCUUCUCCCUCAAGUACCUCGUCAACUUCUGCAAGGCGUCGAACCUGUCCGGCUCCGUAAGGCUGAACCUGUCCCAGGAGGUGCCUCUGCUUGUUGAGUACCCUCUUGGCAGCGGCCACCUGCGGUUCUACCUCGCCCCUAAGAUCGGCGAUGAGGAGUAG
Penicillium canariense is the source of this 2604-nucleotide messenger RNA. RefSeq lists its product as uncharacterized. Gene Ontology annotation, biological process: mismatch repair; translesion synthesis; leading strand elongation. Bases 1 to 2604 code for a protein of 867 amino acids. Lineage: Eukaryota; Fungi; Ascomycota; Eurotiomycetes; Eurotiales; Aspergillaceae. The transcript is spliced from 9 exons. The record is from RefSeq and is a predicted model, not a curated record. Gene Ontology annotation, molecular function: DNA binding; myosin binding; DNA polymerase processivity factor activity. Gene Ontology annotation, cellular component: PCNA complex.